GUCACACUGGUCGAUUAGCUUUGUUGCUGAUAAAUUGUUUAUUGCAAAAAUCCGCAAACGGAAGAUAGUACAAGAUAUAGCCAAUUGUACAAGCAUCCGAAAUGUGUUAGACACUUCAGGCUGACUCUCUGCACGACUGGGAAUCGCUAGAAACGAUGGUGCCGCCAAAGGAAAACGUCGACCUGGAGUGCUUCCUGGUAACGAAGCACUCGUGGAAGGGCAAGUACAAGCGCAUUCUCUCGAUCGGCACGGCCGGCAUCUCCACCUACAAUCCGGACAGGUUUGACCUGACCAACCGAUGGUCCUACUCGGACAUUGUGGCGGCGGCGCCCUCCAAGGCGUCAAACAUACCCAAUGAGUUUGUGCUGACCAUAAAGAAAGAUAAGAAACUGGAUACAAUCAAAUUGUCUUCGGAAUACCGCAACGACAUACUCACAUCGAUAUUGAAAUAUUACAAGGAGUUUGCCGACAAGCCCAAAAAUUCUCAGCGCUUCAAUGCCUACAAGUACCACUGGUCCAGCGUCAGCUUGCCCACUGUGCUGGAGGUUACGCCCUGCUCGCUGGACCAGCUGGAUCCCACCACCAACGAUGUGCUGGCCAGCUACAUGUACAAGGACAUCGAGGGAAUAAUAGCAGGCAUCUCGGACUAUGAGGGCGGAAUUGUGAUGGCCUACGGCGGCUUCAGUCGCCUGCAUCUCUUCAGGGCGCUGAACCACCACGAGAUAGUGCAGAACAUUGCACAGCGAUCGGUGCAGUUUUUGGGCAUUGAGACUAAAAUACUCAAGAGUCAGAUUACGCUGGAGCAGUUCGAGAGGCAGCGGUUUGGCAAGUUCAGCGGUGACCAGUUUCAGACCUCCACGACCGAGUUUACAGUGCAAAAGAUCACGUCCCGCCACCCGGAGCCUGUCAAGCGCAUCCUCUGCCUCACCGAGGUCACGCUUCUGGAGCGCGAUCCUCAAACGUACAGCGUCUGCACCCUGCGUCCGCUGGCCGAUGUGUUCGCCCUGGUUCGUGACAAGGACAACCUGCAGCGCUUCAGCAUCGAGUACAAAAACGGCAUCGUGCGCAGUUACAGCACCAACGAUCGUGACUCCCUGCUGGCCACUGUCCUAGACGCCGUGCGCUCCAGCGGCAAUCAGGAUGUGCACAUACGCAUUGGCAACACACCGCGUGGCAAGCGAUAUGUGCCGCUGAGCAGUUCCGUGGACGAGGAGACGGAGGCGAACCUGAUGCGGCUGGUCAUCAACAAUUUCCAGAAUCCCUCCAAGCGCUAUGAGAUCCUGGAGCGUUUUAAUGCCAAUGUGCCGCACAGUGGCCUCAACUACAGUGUAACGCAGGAUAGCUUAUUCGCCGAAAACAAGGAGAAGCUCAUCCUGAGCGCCCUGCAGGCGUUGGCGCAAAAGGAGCUGGACAGUCCAACGGCCCAGCUGAGCAACAUGGAACUGGAGGCCAUAUUCCAUGCACUGACCCGUCUCCUGGCCAGCAAAGUGGGCUACGCGGCCUUUACCAAUCUCCCGGGAUUUCGUGAGAUCAUCGGUACCAAGGUGGUGGCCGCUUUGAGGCGCAAGGACUUGGCUGUGACGUACUCUGCCAUUGACAUGAUCAACUCCCUGAUGCAUUCGGUGAAUGCUGACCACGACCUGAAGCAGGAGCAGUUGAAUAAGUCGUCCAUUCUGUCAUCGAAAUCGUUUCUGGAAACCUUGCUGAAUAUGUGGACAAACCAUGUGAGCCAUGGCAGCGGAGCUCUGGUACUGUCCGCCAUGCUGGACUUCAUGACCUUUGCCUUGUGCGUGCCUUACAGCGAAACCACCGACGGCAAGCAGUUCGAUAUUCUGCUGGAAUUGGUCGCCGAUCGCGGUCGCUAUCUGUACAAGCUCUUCCAGCAUCCGUCGCUGGCGAUUGUCAAGGGCGCCGGACUGGUCUUGAGAGCCAUCAUCGAGGAGGGAGAGCUGCAUGUGGCGCAACAGAUGCAAGCACUGGCCUUGGAUGAGGCUGCUCUGUGCCGCCACUUGUUGGUGGCCCUGUACACCCCGUCCAACGAUCCCACCCAGACCACACAUCGCCAGCUGUCGCGACACCUGAUCGGACUGUGGCUCACGGACAGCGACGAGGCCAUGGAGCUGUUCAAGCGCAUCUUCCCCGCCGGUCUGCUGACCUUCCUGGAGUCGGAGGAGGACGUGCCGGAGUCUGAUGUCGAGGAGGACAAGCUCAAUUUCCGUGACAAUCUCAAGUUUGCAAUCCAACAUUCCAACAAGACUCGCAAAAAUGUGAUAGAAAAGCAUUUGCAAGGCAUCAAGCACUGGGGCAUGAACCUCAUCGAGCAGCAGGACGGAGCGGCUCAGGCCUUGAAGAAUCGCCCGGUGGUGCUGCGCAAUCGGCGGCAGAAGAAAAAGACCUCGGAUGCCGUGGUGAAUCUGCCGUAUUUCUUUUACAGCUUUGCCAAAGAUCACAGUCUGCCAAAUCUCAUCUGGAAUCAUAAGACCCGCGAGGAGCUGCGCAUGUGCCUGGAGAACGAGCUGCGGCAGUUCCUCAGCGAUCGCGACCUGGCCGGCCAGAUGAUUGUGGCCUGGAACUAUCAGGAGUUCGAGGUGGCCUACCAGUGUCUGGCCGAUGAAAUCAAGAUUGGCGACUACUAUAUACGUCUGAUACUGGAGAAGGAUGACUGGCCACAGAAUCUGGUGAAGGAUCCGAUUGAACUAUUCAAUGCCUUGUACCGACGAGUUCUGUGCCGGCAACGUGUCAAUGACGACCAGAUGACCGUUUUCUCCCUGCAGGCCUUGGCCAAGGUGUACAGGCGUUACCACAAGGAGAUUGGCAAGUUCAACGACAUGUCGUAUAUCCUGCAGCUCAGCGAUCGGUGCCUCUCUCCCUCCAUGCGUGAUGCCCUCAUCAACCUCAUUUCGUGCCUGGUGCUGGAGAAGUCCAACUGUCGGGCCCUCGUCGAUCAUGUCCAGUGCCUGGUGGACCUGAUCACCUUGGCCCAUUUGCACAAGGGUCGUGCUCAGCUCAAUACCAAGACAAACGUGAUCGAGGCGGGUCCGAAUAUGGCUGCGUACGAGGAGAAGGACUGGUACUACAACAUCGAAAAGGAUGGCCAGAAGCCGGAACGCCAGGGACCCAUUACCUACUCGGAGCUCAAGGAACUCUGGCAGAAGGGACUGAUCACGCCGAAGACCCGUUGCUGGGCCAUUGGCAUGGAUGGCUGGCGGUCUUUGCAGCAAAUUCCGCAGCUCAAAUGGUGCCUUAUCGCCAAGGGCACGCCUCUCUACGACGAGACGGAGCUGUCGUCCAAGAUUCUGGACAUUCUGAUCAAGUGCACUAGCUUUUUUCCGAGUCGGACUCAAAACGGAGUGGCGGUCCUUAUCCCGGGUCCGAAACUGUCGCGAAAGCUUUCCGAGUUCAUCUGCUUGCCGCACGUAGUCCAAGUCUGCCUCACCCACGACCCGGGAUUGCUAGAGCGCGUUGCCACGCUGCUCUACCAGAUUAUGGAGGAUAACCCGGAGAUGUCCAAGGUGUAUCUCACCGGCGUCUUCUACUUCAUGCUCAUGUACACGGGCAGCAACAUCCUGCCCAUCACCAGGUUCCUCAAGAUGACGCACAUGAAGCAGGGCUUCCGCAGUGAAGAGACCUCGCAAUCCGGCAUCAUGCACCGCAGUAUCCUGGGCCAGCUGCUGCCCGAGGCCAUGGUCUGCUUUCUGGAGAACUACAGCGCCGAGAAGUUUGCGGAGAUCUUCCUCGGCGAGUUUGACACCCCGGAGGUGAUCUGGAGCUCGGAAAUGCGGCGCCUGCUGAUCGAGAAGAUCGCUGCGCACAUUGCGGAUUUCACUCCGCGACUCCGGGGACAUACAAUGGCCCGGUAUCCGUACCUGGCCAUUCCGGUGAUCAGCUAUCCGCAGCUUGAGAACGAGCUGUUCUGCCACAUCUACUACCUGCGCCACUUGUGCGACACGCGCAAGUUCCCCAACUGGCCCAUCUCGGAUCCGGUGCAGCUGCUAAAGCACACUCUGGACGCCUGGCGCAAGGAGGUGGAGAAGAAGCCCCCGCAGAUGACCAUCCAGCAGGCGUACCAGGAUCUGGGCAUUGACCUCACCAAGACGCCCAAGCCGGACGAGUCCAUGAUCCGCAAGAGCUACUACAAGCUGGCCCAGAUGUAUCAUCCCGACAAAAAUCCCAAUGGCCGCGAGAUAUUCGAGAAGGUGAACCAGGCCUACGAGUUCCUGUGCUCGCGCAACGUAUGGAGCCCGGGCGGGCCGGAUCCUAACAACAUAGUGCUCAUACUCCGCACCCAGAGCAUUCUUUUCGAGCGCUAUCCGGAUGUCCUGCGGCCGUACAAGUACGCCGGCUACCCGCAGCUCAUCAAGACCAUUCGCCUGGAGACCCGCGACGACGAGCUCUUCUCCAAGGAGGCCCAACUGCUGACGGCUGCCUCCGAGCUGUGCUACCACACGGUGCACUGCUCGGCCCUGAAUGCGGAGGAGCUGCGCCGCGAGGAGGGUAUCGAGGCGCUUCUGGAGGCCUACACGCGCUGCGUAUCCAUUCUCGGGGUGGACUCCAAGCCGGACUCGCUGCACUAUCAGGUCAUAUCGAACGUGACGCGCUGCUUCGAGGUGGCCUGCAACUUUGAGAAGUGCAAGCAGAAGAUCAUCCAGCUGCCGCAGCUGUUGUCGGACGUGUGCCGGGUGGUGUACUUCAAGCACACGCUCUCGGUGAGCCUUGUGACCAGCCUGGCGGCCAACAACUACGACCUGCAGUGCAAUCUGUCGCGGAACGGCGUUCUCUGGUCGCUGCUGCUCUUCAUCUUCGAGUACGACUACACGCUGGACGAGAGCGGGGUGGAGGUCAGCGACAAGUCCAAUCAGCAGCAGCUGGCCAACAACCUGGCCAAGAUGGCUGUUCUCGGUUGCAUCUCCCUGGCGGGCUACGGCAUGGAACUCCGCCAGAAACCCAUCACGGGCAGCGAGGCCAACUCGCCGGCUGCAAAGCCGCCGCCACCCAUCAAGCCCAAGCCUGCGAUGCCUGCCGGCUCCAACUCAGCGUACACACAGAACGCCCACAAUCCGCUGCAGAGCAAGCAGCUGGCCAUCACCAGUGGCAAGGAGAAGGAGCCGGACACCUCGUCCGGCAGCAGCGACACCUCCAGUUCCACGCCCACCGACAGCGACCAGCAGCCGGCGCGAAGCAGUCCCAGCAGUGCCAUUCAGCAGAAGUACAUUGUGACGGGAGAGGCGAAGAAUACGCUGAUCAAGCAGGUGCUUGACCGCCUGCUCACCCGCUACAUAGCCAACCAGUUGGCCACAGGUCGCGACAGCGAUGUGCUCAAGCUGCUUACGGCAAACACGCGCAAUCCCUACCUCAUCUGGGACAAUGGAACCCGAGCCCAGCUAAAGGACUUUCUCGAACAGCAGCGCACGGCCUCCGCCAAGGAGACGCAUGAGGACAUUGCCCAGGUCUAUGAGCUGGUCUCCAGCUUUGAGUUCAAUGCCCACAAAGACGAGUUGCAGAUUGGCGGGAUCUUCAUACGCAUCUACAACGACAUGCCCACCUAUGCGAUAGCUCAGCCCAAGCUCUUCAUCAUGGACCUGCUGGAGUACUUAAAGCACGCCUAUCAGUUUUUGCAGUUCAAGAGGAAUCCUGCUGCAGUUGCACCCAAAAUGGGCAGCGACGGCAUACUGACUCCCACUCUGGCUCCCAAUCAUCCUCAACUUCAGGCGGCGACGGGUAGCAAGCCUGGCACCACCUUUGACGAAGUGCUCAAUGCGUACAAUCGUUCCAAGAGCCGGAAGAAGCUAGAGACGGACGCCCAGGCGGAGCAGCACCUGGCCCUGCAGCAAAGUAAAUACGACUUUGCCGGCGACGGGCAGCUGGAACUGCACAUUACCAUGGUGCUGAGGGCCCUGAUCGCAGUGAUAAAGGCGAAUGCCGAGGUGGAGAUCCAAUGCAUAGGCAACUUUGACAUGAUCUUCGGCUUCCUGGCCAACAACAUAUUCCCAGACAACUCCACCGUCAAGGCGGUGGCCUUGGAAGUGGUGGCCCUGGUCUCACGCAACAAGGAGUGCGUGUCGGAGGUGGCCGCCUGCGAGAUUCUGGGCAACUAUCUGGUGGCCCUCAAGGACCCCGAGCUGCGAGCCAGCCAGGUGAAGGUGCUGGAAACGCUGUCAGGUCUAAUGAACGUGCAGGAGAUGAUCAAGGAGGCGCAGGCCAAGGGUGCAGCCAUUUAUCUGCUCGACAUGUUCUGCAACUCGCGGAAUCCGCAGAUCCGCGAGAUGUGUGCCGAGAUUCUGGCCAAGAUGACUGCGGACCGACUGAGCGGGCCCAAGGUGCGCAUUACAGUAUCGAAAUUCCUGCCCGCCCUGUUCAUCGAUGCCAUGGUGGAGUCGCCGGCCACAUCCGUGCAGCUCUUCGAGUCGAUCCACGAGCAUCCGGAGCUAAUAUGGAACGACAAUACACGGGCAACUGUAUGUGAUGCUGUGGCCGAGUCCUGUGAAAGAUUCUAUCAGCUGCAAAAGGCGAAUCCCCGCCAUGUGUGGAAGGAUCCGGAAAUACUUAAGGAUAUUGUUUCAAACGAGAUUGUCGUGGCCGGCGUCUACCUCCGUCUCUUUGUCAGCAAUCCCGCCUGGACGCUGCGCAAGCCCAAGCAGUUCCUCUCCGAUCUCCUGGACUUUGUCGUCGACCAGAUAAGCAAGAGCUCCUCGGAGCAGGAUGUCCUGGAUCUGUCCACCACGGCGCUGGUGGAGCUGCUGCGUUCGCAGCCGAACCUAUCGGACGAUAUUCCGGUGCUGGGGCACAUACCGAAGCUGUUCAAUCUGCUGUCGGUGCAGCCAAAGAACACGCUGUCAGUAUUACAUCAGCUAUCGCUAUCUGAGUUCUGUGUGAGUGCCGUUUCGCAGACAGAGUGCGUGGCGCCGCUGAAGAAGUGCAUGGAGCACAAUCGGGACUGCAUUGAGAAGGCCUGCGAGACACUGAGUCGCCUCUUCAAGCACCAACAUGAUUCGCUGAUUAGCCAAUCCCUGGAGGUGGGUCUCAUACCCUUUAUGCUGGGACUGCUGGACAGCCGCCUGGAGUUCGUGGACAAUGCUUCGGCGGUGAAGGCGCAAAUCGUGGCGGCGCUCAAGGGCAUGACGCACAACCUCAACUACGGCGAACGGGUCACGCAAAUCCUGCUCAAGCAUCCCGUGUGGGCCGAGUUCAAGGAUCAGCGCCACGAUCUAUUUAUUGCCGACACCAACAUUCGUGGCUAUCUGACGGGCGUCAAUCCCACGGCCGGCUACCUCACAGCGGGUCCUGCGCAAAGCGUGGAAGUGCUCACCUCGCCGCCGCCCAUCGAUCGCGACGAUCCUUCGGCCCGUCCGCCAACCCUCGACUAGCGAAUUAUUCCCUGCCGGACCAAAGCUAAAGCUGGGGCUGGCCUCUAAAGCCUUCGAUUGCCACACGGACACGGACUUUGCACGGGUUUCACCCAAUUAUUGUAUUAAACUUUUGCAUAUUUUUUACACUCGCAGCCAACUGUACGUAGCGUGGAAGUGGCAAACGGAGCCGGAACAUAUUAUUACUGUAUCAAAGUUUCAUUUUUUAUAUUUAUAAAAGCAAAAAAGAAAUCUGUAUAAAUAAUUAGCAAAUAGUUUAUACACCAACAUAAACAACCUAACUAAAGCAUGCAUAAAGUGAUUAUACAUAUUAUGGAAUAAAGCCGAUUCAUUACAAAUGAAAA
Molecule: messenger RNA, 7708 nt
Organism: Drosophila kikkawai
Lineage: Eukaryota; Metazoa; Arthropoda; Insecta; Diptera; Drosophilidae
Gene: Rme-8
Product: receptor mediated endocytosis 8
Biological process (GO): receptor-mediated endocytosis; regulation of early endosome to late endosome transport; endosome organization
Cellular component (GO): endosome membrane
Source: RefSeq, a predicted model, not a curated record